Beauveria bassiana ARSEF 2860 is the source of this 732-nucleotide messenger RNA. RefSeq names its product ATP synthase. Gene Ontology annotation, biological process: proton motive force-driven ATP synthesis. The transcript has 4 exons. Lineage: Eukaryota; Fungi; Ascomycota; Sordariomycetes; Hypocreales; Cordycipitaceae. Gene Ontology annotation, molecular function: proton transmembrane transporter activity. The record is from RefSeq and is a predicted model, not a curated record. Bases 1 to 732 code for a protein of 243 amino acids.
AUGGCCUCCCGCUUGGCGCGAAGCGCUGCCGGCGCCGCUCCUUACCUCCGACCUACCAUCGCCCGCCGAGCCUUCCCUGCUCUGGCUGCCGCCCGCCAUGCGAGCACCAGCAAUGUGCCGGCCGAGGAGCCCAAGAAGAAGGCGCAGAGCAUUCUCGACAGCCUUCCCGGCAACAGCCUUUUGAGCAAGACGGCCAUCCUCAGCUCCGGCGCCGGCCUCAGCAUCUACGCCCUCAGCAGCGAGUACUACGUCAUGAACGAGGAGACGGUCAUCGCCGUCUGCCUGCUCUCCAUCUGGGGCGGCCUCAUCAAGUAUGGCGGCCCGGCCUACAAGGAGUGGGCGCAGAGCCAGAACGACAAGAUCAAGAACAUUCUCAACUCGGCCCGCGCCGACCACACCGAGGCCGUCAAGACCCGCAUCGAGGGCGUCAAGCAGAUGAGCGGCGUCGUCGACAUCACCAAGGCCAUGUUUGAGGUUUCCAAGGAAACCGCCAAGCUCGAGGCUCAGGCUUUCGAGCUCGAGCAAAAGACUGCUUUGGCCGCCGAGGCCAAGACCGUCCUCGACUCCUGGGUCCGCUAUGAGGGCCAGGUCAAGCAGCGCCAGCAGAAGGAGCUCGCCCAGUCCAUCAUCGCCAAGGUCAAGAAGGAGCUCGAGAACCCCAAGGUUCUGCAGCAGAUCCUGCAGCAGAGCGUCGCUGACGUCGAGAAGAUCGUCAGCUCCAAGGCCCAAUAA